UAGAAUAGCACUAAAAAAACUUUUAUCACAAAUAUAUUCUAAUAAUCAAAAUGACCAAAAUAUUUCAUUAAAAAAAUUAAAUAUACAUUUAUACCCCUAGAUUAACUAAUCUGAACCUUACGAUUUAGAGUUAAGGGGUGGAGAUCUGUGAUUAAAUUUUAUAAAAUAAAAAAAAUUAAAAAUGUGAAAAUAAAAAUUUGAAAAAUAGUUUCAAAGAGAAUUUCGAAUUAUAAAAAAAUUUGAAAAAAAAAUUUUAGAAAAGUUUGGAUUUGAAAACAUUCAUAUAAUGUGAAACAAUAAUUUUUUAAAAAUUUUAUUUAUUUGUAUUUAUAUCUAGGGUAUUAAAAAAAAAUAUCUAUUAAAUAAAAUAUUUUUUUUCAUUUUUCUCCUUAAAAUCUAUUUUUGUGAUAAAAACUUGAAAAUGGUCUAUUUAGGAAAAAUUCCCUAGUUAAUUUGUUAAUAUUGUUUCCUAACAUAUCUAUUCCCCUAAUUCAUUCAUAGAGAGAAAAUAAAAUAGUAAACAAUAUAAAUUGAAAACUUGCAAAAGGAGUACAGCCCAUUUUUGUACUUUGUUAAUCAUUAACCAUAAUAAUUAUUAAAACCUAAAGUCCUUUUCUAGAAAAUUUAUUCAUGACCUUUUUAUUUAUUUUUAUUCUUUAUAAUAUUCAUUUUUUGAUGAUUACUAAUAGAAGUCAUGAUUUCAUAAAAAGUUUACUGUAUUUUGCAAAAAAAACAUAUAAUCAGAAAAUCAUAUUAUUAAAAGCCAUUCUACAGAGAAGCAUAUUUAUUUGCCGAUUUUUAAACAUAUAAUCAGAAAAUCAAUAUGCUAAUCAACUUUUUUUUUGGUUAACUGCAGCAUGCCAGUCAUAACAUCAUUUUCUGAUAAAAUGAUUGAUUACGUUUCAUUUUGUUAUGGGUCACGGAAGCAUAUCUAAUGACUAAUGUAGAACUUUAUUUUUUUUAAAUGAAGUAACUUUAGUUGAGUUUACUCUAGUCCAGCUCUAUUUUAGAGUAUAAAAUAAAAUAAUGAACAAACAAAAAUAUAAUAUUUUUUGUGAAAUAGACUUAUUUUUAUUUCAUUAUAAAACAAGAAAUAUAAUAAGAUUGGAUCAAAUUUAAUUCUAAACUUUAUUUUAGAAUAAAUUGAAUUGAAAUUGAAGAUGCUUUGAACUUUGGAUUAAAACUUUUUUUUAUCUAAACUAUUGGAAGUUUUUUUUUUCUGGUAAAAAACUAUUGGAAGUUGACAUGGUUUUUAUAAAUCGGAUGUAGCAAGCGACAGAGAUUUUGAUACCAAAAUAAAUAAUUAAUACAAGAAAAAGUGAAUCUCAGUGCAUGCUCACUGCCAUCUUCUAGUUUGAUAACUAUUUCAAAUUUUUUCUGAGAUUAGUUUACAUUAUUAUUUACCGACUUUUCAACAAGAAACCUCGAUAACGUUUUUAAAUUCUGUCACUAUAAAUGUGGAUUUCGUUUGAGGCAAAUCUGUGUUGUUUAAGUGAUUUUUGCACGUCUUUCUAAAAUAUGACACCAUGCUAUAUACGUGCAUACAGCGUAGAUUAGUAGUAGAAUCCACGUAUACACAAAAUAUACCAUCCAAAUGUGUGAUCAUGUGCCAGGAAUGAAGAAACACGUUGAAAGUUUACAAAGUAGAGAAUAAGGAUUUUAUUAUAUUUUAACAAACAAAACUGUGUUUAUAGGUCAUAUAACUGUACGUGUUUAUGCAAUGCAUACGAUUGCAUGCUUUAUUUUUUCUUAUGUGAUACAUGUUUGUUAAACCAAACUUUCUAAACGAAAACUUUCGAAUCUGCAAGAAUAAUUUGGCAAUAAACUUUACACCAAAAAAACAAUGAAAAUGACAUGCGAGUUCGGUCGAAGAUGCAUACUUGAAGCAUCAGGUCACAUUUUUUAUUAAUGAACAUUCUCUCUGUGGUAUAGUUAGAAAACAAUUAGGUCAUAAAUGUAUAUAUUUCUGAGAUUUUUUAUAAAAAAAUAUAUUUGAUGAAGCAACAGCUACAUAAUUAUUUGAUUGAAGAGCACACACCAAACAAAUGGUAGUUUUAACGAACUUAAAGAGUCAGAUACUUGUGUUGUUUACUCGAAAAAAUAUUUGUGAUCAUACCCCUACCUGAUUAUAAAAUGAUUCCAGCCGGAUCGACAGUUAUAAAAUCGUUAUCAUAUGAUUGUAUGAGAGACAAUCAAAUAUCAUAUCAAGAAAAGCACGUUGGAGAAUCGUGCUUGCCUCCCAUUUUGCAUUUAACUUGAACACUAUAAAAGUUGUAACAUUUUUACAUUUCCCCAUGCCAUACUACAAACUUUUAAUACAAAAAAAAAGAAGAAAAAUGGCCGUGAAGAUCUCGAUCAUAUCAGCAUUGAUCGUCUUCCUUGCUCUUCUUAGCUUAAGCCAUUUUAGUUAUGGCGAACUUCGACUCGGAUUCUACAGUAAAUCUUGCCCAGGCGUCGAGGAGACCGUAUUUCGAGUUGUUAAAAAAGCAUUUAGCGACAACUCAACCCUUGCACCCCUAAUGAUCCGCCUUUAUUUCCACGAUUGUUUUAGCAACGGAUGUGAUGCAUCACUUCUUCUUGAUAGUACUACCUCUCCCACCGAGAAAAAGGCGGGGCCAAAUCUAAGUGUAGAUGGGUAUGCUCUGAUAGAUGCCGUGAAAGAUGAGCUCGAAAUUAACAAAUGUCCGGGGGUCGUUUCUUGUGCUGACAUCAUAGCUCUCGUUACUAGAGAUCUUGUGGAUCUUGCAAGCGGAAGAAAAAUAAGAUAUGAGAUACCAACGGGAAGAUUUGAUGGUAGAGAGUCUCUGGCAUCAACAGUAGAUUUGCCUGGUCCUCAAAUGAGUGUCUCGGACACCUUUAAGAUGUUUGAAAAAAGAAAGCUUAGCCUAACUGAUAUGGUUGUACUUCUUGGUGGACAUACAAUUGGAGUAGCGCAUUGUUCAUUCAUUAUGGACCGGCUAUAUAAUUUUAAGAACACGGGAAAACCUGAUCCAUCUAUGGAUCCUACAUUGGUCGAACAGUUAAGAGAAAAAUGUCCUGAGGAUUCUUCGGCAGGUAGAGUCAUUAAUCUGGAUCAAGAUGUUUUAAGUUCGAAUAUUGUCGAUGCAUCUUUCUACAAGCAGAUAAAAUCUCGUCGAGGAAUUCUUCAUAUAGAUCAACUACUCGCCACUGAUGAAAUGACGAAGCAGAUUGUGACGGAUUUAGCCGAGGGUAAUGAUUUCUUGGCUAGGUUUGGUCAGGCGAUGGUGAAUUUGGGAUCGGUUGGAGUUAAAGAUAAGGACACUGGUGAGGUUAGAACAUCGUGUCGUGCUUGCAAGAAUAUGUUUUGCACAAUAUAAAUCUUCUGCCGUUUUAACAUUUUUCGAAUUAUGUUUUAACAUUUUUCAUUUUGUCAUGUUUUUAUUUUGGAUUGCAUGUGCUAAUUGUUUGUGUAUUGUUAUGGCAUCUGAGUUUUUCUUAAGGGUUAUUUAAAGGUUAAUAACCUUAGAUAAUUAUAGGAAAAUAAACUUAUACUAGACCAAGUGUGCGCACCAAUGUGAACUCGGACUCAAGUUGUGAACUUGGACUCAAGUUCGGUUUAGAUAACAGUUUGGGUAUAUGGUCCAACAACUUAUAUUUUUAAUAUCAAAGUUUAUUUAUGUAAUUGUUCACCAGAUAAAUGAAAUUUGAUUAUAAAAAUAAACAUAUCUUUUAGAGAAUAAUCUUAAUCAAAAAUCAUUAAUUCUUGUUAAGAAUUUUUCUUGGUCACCGAGUUAAAAAGUCUCUUUAAUUUUGUGAUUAAUUUUUUGGUUAAUGCCAAAAAUUAAUGCAAGAUUUAUCUCCGACCAAAAAUGUUUUUGACAUUUUUCCUAAGCUAUGUAAGGUUCAUUCUCAUUCCAGUAAUAUAAACAUGAACAUAAACAAUUUUCACUUCUUUUUUUAUUUAUUUUUCAUUUGUCAAUGAGAGUACACAAAAUAAAGAUUUGCUAAGCUUUUUAUUCAAGUGAUGUGAAUAGAAGAAAGAAACCGUUUUAUCCUGGAACUCUAAUUAAUCAUCAUACAAUUGUCACACUAUGUGCAUUUUUGAGUUAAGGAAAGAGAUUCUGAAGUCUUGACUCUGUAAAAACUACUUGUCCAUUUCACUUGCUUCAUUGUGCCCUUUAAAAAUUAAAGUCCUACAAAAAUAACUACGGAAACUAGGAGUAAGACCAAUCUUCGUUUAGUUUGCUUUUCUAUUGUGGUCUUCUCUUCAAGUAUCUUGAUAUUAUCUCUAUUUAUCGACUCACAUGAGUAACAAAUAUAAUGGCUAAAUCAAGAAGAGUCAGUGAAGCCUAAUUUAUUGGUGAUCGAUUUCCUUUAAUUAGAGUGGUGGUAUUCUUGGGCACUAGUACAAUUUUACACUUGCAUUAAUGGGACAAGAAGUUUGGUAGGAAUUGAUAUUUUGAAUUUUGAUUGCUGUUGUUUUUAUCAAGGGCUUUCUGUCAAAAUUGCAAAGAUGUAAAUUACAAGGUUAUGACUUUUGAUCGUAGAGAGAUCAAGAAAAUAGUUCGAGUGAGGCGUGAGAUACGUAAGUAUACAAAUAGCUUGAUUCGUAGGAUAUAAGGAAGCAACUAGUGAAACAAUAACUCACUAAAAAAAUCUCAAGUUGUUGGUUGAUGUUAAAAUUGUUUUAAUGAAAAACAUGUGCAGUUUACAUGAUUAUUCGGAACAAAAUCUGAAGAUACAAAGUUUCCGGAAUAGCAGGAAAUAGGAAUCGUUUGAAUCACUGUCGUGCAGAGUUCUUCUUAAUGCUGAACCAUAUUGAGUGUAUCUCUCCGUCCAUACUGAUAUGAGGUUUAACAAAAAGAAAACACUUAAAAAAGACAAACAUAUACAUAAAUAACAAAGAAAACAUUAUUUCUUUAUGAUUGAGCAAACAUAACACAUGUAUUCAGUAUUUACCUAUUUCAGUUAAUAACAUAUAUAAAUUGACACAAAUUUGAUAGACAAGUGGAACAAAUUUAUCAGACAUAAAUGAUGCAACGACCACUGACAUUAUUACUGUUGAGCAAACCUUCACGGCUCAUUAAAACGACAGUAGGAGAGAUGUAAUUCCCCACUAGGCUUUCCAUUUUUAGUAACAUUUUAAACCCUAGUGAGUGGUGACGGUUUAAAUAUAGUUGGUAUGAUUAAUAUAGUUUAUGCAGUUUAAUGGUUAAAUGAAAAAUGUAUACUCUUAAUAAUAUAUAAGUUGUUGGAUGAAUUGACCAGCAAUAAUUUUGUUUAAUAUGGUAUAGUGUUUAAAAAAUAUGAAAAAGAUUUAAGUAAUAUAAAAGAUUUGAGCUAAUUCACCUAUCACCGAUUGGUUUUAUGGUAAAAGCUCAGAAAAUUAAACAUGAUAUUAGAGCGAACCUAUGCCGUAACUCAUUAAUCUGGUCCAGAAAAUGACAUGAUCAUUCCACUAUUGAUGGUCCAAAAAAACUCAAUUCUAUCGAAAUGGCUACCAAAAAUAUUAUUUUAAAAAAUGUAUGAUAGAUUCUGUAUAAAUUAAUGCUUUUACCAACUAUUACCUCAAUGAAGAGUGUUGCAGAAAAAGUCUCACAUCAAAAGAAGAGAUUUAAAUAAAAUAAUGUAAGGGACUUGAACCACUUUCAAUUGGUUUUAGGUUGGAAAUACAUAAAACUUAACAUAUAAACAUGUUUAUAACUAUAUAUAAACCUUUUGAUUUGGAACAAUUCUUUUGCCGCGAAUGGUUUUAAGUUAACAUUUAUAAUUUUGCGAACUUGAUCAUGAACAAACGAUUAUAUCGUGUAUCUUAAGCAGUUGCCAGCAGUCAUAUAUAUAUAUACUCGAGUGUUCUCCAUCAACAAACUAAGCCGCGUAUCAACAACAGAAAAUAACCAAUCACAAUCCUAUGAAGAAUGCAUAAUCAUAAAGUUUUCCUCUUUCUCUGUAUGAAUUUAAAAUAAAAAAUAAAAUACAAGACCAUACCAGUAUUAAUCUAAGACUCGAUCAAAUCAAGAAAAAUAUGUGUAUAUAUGAUUGAUGUUUCCUUUAUUUGUAUUUUGGUUUAGUAGUUUUGGACCACUUAAGAUCCCACAUGAGAUUUAGAGUUGUAAACCAAACGCCUGAACGAUACUAAUCACAGCUACUAGAAUAUUACUUGUUCUUUUUAAAAAGAAGAAAUGUAAUUGAUAUCAUUUCAAAAGAACUGAUAUAUAAACGAAGAAGAAACUGUGUUCACUAGAACAAACUAAAUGUAUAUGUUG
This is a messenger RNA of Brassica rapa (field mustard), 6227 nucleotides long. Its product is annotated as peroxidase 60. The record is from RefSeq and is a predicted model, not a curated record. Gene Ontology annotation, biological process: hydrogen peroxide catabolic process; response to oxidative stress. Gene Ontology annotation, molecular function: heme binding; peroxidase activity. Lineage: Eukaryota; Viridiplantae; Streptophyta; Magnoliopsida; Brassicales; Brassicaceae.